This is a messenger RNA of Paramecium sonneborni, 321 nucleotides long. NCBI's taxonomy places the organism in Eukaryota, Ciliophora, Oligohymenophorea, Peniculida, Parameciidae. The record is from the annotation of a GenBank genome assembly.
AUGUAUUACAUUACAGAUCAUAAAUUAAUUAUUAGAAACCAAAGAAGAUCACUAUGGAAAACUAAUAAAUCUAAUAGAGAGUUUUAUAUCAAAAGCAUAGGCAUUUUCUUAACUUAACCAAUUUUAUUAGAAUCUAAAGUUCCAAUUAAAUUAUGUGGCCAUAAACUCUUUAUUUAAGUAGUUCAUAUUCAUGACUAAUGCUCAAAUUUGUUGAGAUUAGUUCAAUUUACAGGAUUUCCUAAAGAAGCUUAUUAUUUAUUUCUUAGAGAUAGGUAUAAACUAUCUCUCUUUACUAUUUGCUUAUAAAAUUUGAUAUUCUGA